Molecule: messenger RNA, 2587 nt
Organism: Gadus chalcogrammus (walleye pollock)
Lineage: Eukaryota; Metazoa; Chordata; Actinopteri; Gadiformes; Gadidae
Gene: col8a1a
Product: collagen, type VIII, alpha 1a
Exons: 3
Coding region: 38-2269 (743 amino acids)
Molecular function (GO): protein binding
Source: RefSeq, a predicted model, not a curated record
AUUUCCUGUAUUAAAGACGCUCUACAAGGCCCCAGCCAUGCCUCCCCUCCCUGCCCCCCUCUUCCUGGUGGCGCUCCAGCUUGUAGGACUCAGGGUUGUCCACUGUGGGGCGUACUACGGACACAAGCAACACCCACAGCACCACCAGCCCAUGCAGCACGUCCAGCACAUGGGCAUUGGUAAGGAGGGAUUCCCCCUGCCACAGUUCCACGGUAAAGAGAUGCCCUACAUGCAGUACCCCCACUACAGGAAGGAGAUCCCCCAGAUGCCCAUGCACAUGGGGAAUGAGAAGGCCCAUAAAGGGGGCGGCUACAACGGCAGGCAGGACAAAGGUCAGACAGUCCCCAGCGGUGCUGAAGGAAUGCCCCAAGGUGAGCCAGGUCUAGCCGGGCCUCCCGGACCAGAGGGACCCAUGGGACCUCCUGGACCUCCUGGAAACGGACAGCCGGGGCCUGCUGGAAUACCGGGCCCUCUAGGUCCACCGGGGACACCUGGGGCGGGCAAGCCAGGUAUGCCGGGACUGCCGGGCAAGCCAUGUGGAAAUGGUGAGCAGGGGCCACAAGGAGAAAUGGGUCCCAGCGGCAGCGAAGGCCCCAUUGGACAGCCGGGGCCUCAAGGAUCUCCAGGACCGCCAGGGCUGCCUGGAAUAGGAAAGGCAGGAGGUCAGGGUCUUCCAGGCCAGCCAGGAACCAAAGGCGAUCCUGGGCACAAAGGCCUGCCGGGCCUGCCGGGAUUACACGGACCCAAAGGGGACAAAGGGAUGGGCGUGCCGGGACAACCGGGACACAAGGGUCUCCCUGGCCCCCGAGGGCCCCCCGGCGCGGGUGGGCUACCUGGCAUCGGGAAGCCGGGUGCGAACGGACAGCCAGGGCAACACGGACCGCCAGGGAAGCCUGGACCUCUGGGCCCAAAAGGACAUCCUGGGCCCUCCGGAACGGGAGGGGAGCCCGGGCCACCGGGUCUACCUGGUCAUGGGAGACCAGGCCAGAACGGCCUGCCUGGACAGCCAGGACCCCUAGGGAUGAAAGGUCAUCCCGGACCCCCGGGACUUCCUGGGAAGCCAGGACUACCUGGUUUUGGAAAACCAGGAUUCCAAGGGCCCAAGGGGGAUAAGGGUAUGGGUGGUCAACCGGGAGGUCCAGGACCUGCUGGAGAUAAAGGUCACGGUGGUCUGCCUGGUAUGCUUGGACCUCCUGGGCCAAAUGGGCAACCGGGUUCCCCAGGUGUUAUUGGGCCGUCAGGCAGUGGUGGAGCCCCUGGUCCUAAAGGAGACCAAGGAGUAGGGGGACCAAAGGGGGUCGAUGGGGUCAAGGGAGAUCCUGGCCUGCAGGGACUUCCUGGAAAGGAUGGUCUACCGGCAGAGCUUGGUGAGCCAGGACCCAGAGGUCCACCAGGAACCAUUGGGCCAAAAGGAGAAAACGGGCACAAAGGUUUACCUGGGGCCCCUGGUUCAACAGGACUACCAGGUCCAAAGGGACAAGGCGCGGCUCCUGGUGAACUCGGGCCCCAAGGUCCUAAAGGCAUUCCAGGGCUGGAUGGUGCAGCAGGACCUAUCGGACCACCUGGUCUUCUUGGUCCAAAAGGAGACAGUGGCGCUCCUGGUGGGCCUGGCAUUGCAGGUGUGGGGACUCCAGGUGUCAUUGGCCCAAUGGGACCCCCAGGGAAGGAUGGCAUAUCAGGACUGCCCGGAAAACCAGGUGAACCUGGUUCCCCCGGACCUCCGGGCCCACCUGGAACCGCUGACAUGAAUCCGGAUUUGAUGGGAGUCCUCCCGGGGAUGGGCCCUGAAAUCGAUGGGGUCAAGGCUGGUGGUUACGGAACGAAGGGGAAGUUUGGGGAAAACGGGGCAGAGGUAUUGGGGGCCAGUGGCUUGGAAAUGCCAGCGUUUACAGCUUUAGUCACGACACCCUUCCCCCCAGUGGGUGCCCCCAUUAUCUUUGACAAGCUGUUGUAUAACGGCCGCCAAAACUAUAACCCUCAGACAGGUUUGUUCACAUGUGACAUGCCCGGCAUAUACUACUUUGCUUACCACAUUCACUGCAAAGGGGCCAACAUAUGGGUGGCGUUGAUGAGGAACAAUGAGCCUGUGAUGUACACAUACGAUGAAUACAAGAAGGGUUACCUGGACCAAGCGUCGGGCAGCGCAGUGCUCCCUCUACAACCGGGGGACACUGUGUACAUUCAGAUGCCCUCCGAUCAGGCCUCAGGACUUUAUGCUGGCCAGUACGUCCACUCGUCCUUCUCAGGGUAUUUAUUAUACCCAAUGUAAAAAUGAAAACAACACAUAUUCAUUUUUUGUAAAAUAAUAAUGUUCGGUCAAAAUAGGAAGGUUUAUAACAGGAUGACACAAAGUAAGGCCUAAUUCUGAAAUACAAAUCAGUGUAUAGACAUUAAAAAUGUCAACAAUCUGUAGUGGGUGGUUGACAGAGAUUAAAGCCUUAUUAAACAGAAAGGUAUGAGUAUGAAUGAGUGUGUUCAAUGAUUUUCAUAUUUACAGACAUAAAUAAACAAAUUGAAUGUGUAACCUUGCAAAAUGUUUACGUGAAAUUGUGCUCUACACAAUGUAUGUGAACCUUCAAAUCCUGUG